Messenger RNA from Rosa rugosa (rugosa rose), 585 nucleotides. Its product is annotated as leucine-rich repeat protein 2-like. NCBI's taxonomy places the organism in Eukaryota, Viridiplantae, Streptophyta, Magnoliopsida, Rosales, Rosaceae. The coding region runs from base 1 to 585 and encodes 194 amino acids. The transcript has a single exon. The record is from RefSeq and is a predicted model, not a curated record. Gene Ontology annotation, molecular function: protein binding.
AUGAGGACGACCUGCUGGAUACUGUUGACUCUAACCCUAGGCGCAAGUCUCAUUCCUGGAGCACACCCUCUUUCAGAGACAGAAGCUUUGAAUGCGUUUAAGAAGAACUUAAGUGAUCCGCAAAACGUGCUCAGCACUUGGAAUGCCAAUCAAGCCAAUCCAUGCAGUUGGUCACACAUCGUCUGCAAUCAAGACAAUCAGGUCACUGGAGUGUUCUUAAUUAACAGCCAGCUUUCUGGACAUCUGGUACCUGAACUUGGAUCGCUUUCGGCUCUCGAGCGGCUGAUUCUUCCUCAGAAUGACAUCUCAGGAACAAUUCCAUCUGAGCUUGGUAACCUGAAGACACUCCAGACUCUCAUAUUAAGUUAUAAUAGAUUGUCGGGCAGCAUUCCUCCUACACUGGGUGAUUUGCAAUCACUUCGUACCUUGGGUCUCGAUAAUAACGAAUUGAGUGGGAAAAUCCCUUCCGAAAUUGCAACCAUUAAAAGCCUCCAAAUUGCGUCUUUUAUCGACAACAAAAAUUUAUGUUGGGAGUUUUCGCCGACACCAAUAUAUAAAGGCAGUUACCCAUUAUGCCAGAAGUAA